This is a messenger RNA of Bacillus rossius redtenbacheri, 3567 nucleotides long. Its product is annotated as zinc finger BED domain-containing protein 4-like. The record is from RefSeq and is a predicted model, not a curated record. The transcript is spliced from 2 exons. Gene Ontology annotation, molecular function: protein dimerization activity; DNA binding. NCBI's taxonomy places the organism in Eukaryota, Metazoa, Arthropoda, Insecta, Phasmatodea, Bacillidae. Bases 873 to 2846 code for a protein of 657 amino acids.
AAUACUAAAAGCUAGGGAUGGGAAAGUCGAUCCGUCGAUUCUUCGAUACCCCGAUUUUUUGAUACAUAAUCGAUAAUCGAGGAUCGGCGAAAAUCACCGAUUAUUAAAAUUCUGCAGGAUGUAGACGUAAAGUGCUGCCUAGCAGCGGUUCAUCGCUGUCGUUGCAGUAAUUUUAGUCAGUUUUACAACUAAAUAAAUAACCAUAAACGAUAUAAUAAAUAAUAAAUGAAAUAUAACAUAGCUUACCACAGCUCAGUUGCCACAAUCCCGUAAGCGGGAACGGAGGUUGGCGAUUUCGUACUGUGCAUUUAGGGUUAUUUAUUUAUUAACGCAGUGUUAUCGUAUAAAGAAAUUGUAGCCCAACUUUUACUUGCUGAAUACACCCACAUUGGUAGCCAUGUGCACAAAAUUUCAAGAUUCUACUGAGAAGUGUGCCACGUUUUCUACGUUUCUAGUAUAUUUAUUCACUUGCGUUGUUGCAUAUUUAUUUUCGUCAAUGAUUUUUUUUGUUAACCAGCAUUUGUCUAUACAUGAACUUUCACAGGUUUGCCAACUUCCGGUACAGAUCUUAUUCUCAAUUACUUAACGAUAAAAUGCAAGAAUAAUGUGGCCAUAGCCCGUAACAUUUUACGAGUUACGUAUUUUCCGUAAUUUAUUUAAUAACAGUAAACAUUAAAUCACCAGUUAAUUACGCAACUUAAACAUAAAAUUUCAAUGGACGUUUUUGAAACACGUUUUCAUUCCAGUAAGUUACCAGUACGGCAACUGUAGAAAUUUUCUUACAUGCUUUUGUUUCCAGUGAUGCUUCUUUGUUUGAAUGUUGGGUAAUGUUAGCGCAAUACGAAUAGUAAAAUAACAUUUUUAUUUACGUGAUGUCUAGUGAAGUGUGGAAAUACUUUGUCAUCGACCGACAAAAUUCUGGCUACGCAAUAUGUCAAAUCUGUAAAUGUACAAUCUCACGUGGCGGUAAAUCUAAAACUACAACAAACAUGAAAAAACAUCUCGAAAACAAGCAUGGGAGUUACGUUCAUGAGACGAAGAAACAAAGGCUACAUUCAUCGGAAUUGAGCGAGAUUGAAGAAAAUGAAAUAGAUGAUAGUUCAGCACAAAAUUGUUCUUCAGAGACAACCUUGCCAUUGUCAUCAAAUUCAGAUGUUAGGCCUACUGCUACUGAUUCAUCGAGAGGCAGCGGUUCAGUGUCCCCGAGGCAUGCUGAGAAAGUUGGCCAAACGAAUAUUUCAUCAAGAACACCAAACCAGUAUAGGCUAACUCCUAAAAGUCAAUACCAGCCUACAUUACAAUCAUUUAUUGAUAAAACUGCACAAUUCAAGUCCACUGAUCCUCGUGCAAAAUCAAUAACUCAGCACAUAGGUAGAAUGAUGUGCUUAGACAAUCGUCCUUUUAGCAUGGUUGAAGACAGAGGAUUCACAGAAUUUGUCAAAUUCCUUGAGCCUAGGUAUGUUUUGCCCAGCAGAAAACAUUUUUCAAAUACUGUUGUACCACACAUGUACCAAGAAUGUAGGGAAAAUGUGAACAAAAAGUUGGACAAAGCUGAACAUGUGAGUCUUACAACAGAUAUGUGGACUUCAACAGCCAAUGACGAUUAUCUUGGUCUAACUGUGCAUUUUGUUGAUUCCAAUUUUGUCUUGCAACACCUCAACAUUGGGGUUAUUCCCUUUCCUGAAUUAUCUCACACAGGGAACAAUUUGUGCAAUUUUAUCACAGAAACACUUGAAGAAUGGAAGCUGCAAUCUAAAGUUGUUGCCAUUGUAAGAGACAAUGCCAGGAACAUAACUGCUGGCCUAGAAUCAUCCGAAUAUGAACAUCUGCCAUGCCUAGCACAUACCCUGCAGCUUGUUGUAAAGGAAGGGCUACUGAACAACAAGAAUGUAAAUAAUCUGAUUGCCAACGGUCGUCGCAUAGUUGGCCAUUUAAAACAUUCUUGUAAGGCGACAAAAGAGUUAAAGAAGGCUCAAGCCACGCUGAAAAUGAAAAAACAUAAACUUAUCCAGGAUGAACCAACGCGUUGGAAUUCAUCUCUCCAUAUGCUACAGCGCUUACUUGAGCAAAAACAGUCUGUUUCUUUAGCAUCAGCAACUCUGCAGUUACCUGUGACUUUUUCAUCAGCAGAAUGGAACCUGAUGACAAAUGUAGUAAACCUUUUAAGUAUUUUCAACCAUGCAACAUUGGCUGUAAGUACUCAGUGUGUGACAGCCUCAGAAGUCAUACCUAUAAUCAACAGUUCUACUGAAGAGCUAAGGAAACCAGCACCUACUGGAUCAGGUGUACAGGGCAUCAAAAAUGAUAUGCUUGCUGCCAUAACUUUGAAGUAUUCUGAUGUUGAAGAGAAUAUGUUGUACGCAGUUGCAACAUUACUGGACCCACGAUUUAAACACCAUGUUUUUGUGCAGGACGGUAAUGUCACAAAAGCGAAAGUUUUUUUGAUUGAAGAAGCAAGAAAAACUAUCUGUUUGAAACAACCUGAAACUGAGUCUGUGCCGCAAACAUCCAGCCAAGCAAUGGAAAGCCAUGGUAUGUGGACAUUUUACUCAAACAUAAUGAAGACUGCCCCAAGUGUAAGCCACAUCGCAUCAGUUGAAGAUGAGAUUAAUGUUUACUUGGAAGAACCUAUUCAAAAUUCAAGUACCAACGUUUUCCAGUAUUGGAAAGAAAAUACCAAGUACCCAUGUUUAAAAAAACUGUCAAAGAAAUUUCUUUGCAUUCCACCUUCAACUGUACAUUCCGAGCGAUUAUUCAGCACUGCAGGACUGAUUGUUGAUCAGAAACGGAACCGUUUAGAUCCUGAACGAGUCAAAAUGUUGGUUUUUUUAAAUAAGAAUUUGUGAUCUAAUAAGAAUUUAGGAUCUAAUAAGACUUUGUGAUCUAAUAAGAUGCUUUGCCAGUUUUCAUUUAUUAUUUUAAGAACUUUCAAUUUUAUUUUGUCAAAAGUGUUGUUUUUAUGAUAUUUCACUAUGUUGUCAUUUAUUUCAAAGGUAUAAAGAUUGAAUUUGGUAGUUUCUGGUUUUUUACAAUAUUUUUAAUAAUCACAACUUUUUGUGGCUAUUUAAAGUUUGAUUGAUAAAUGUUAAUGAUUGUACAUUUAGUAAUUAAUAUACUAUUUAUUAAAUUGUAUUCCAAUGAAAUUGUUAGUAUUUUGAUGACUUUACGACAAUUCACUUUUUAUUAGUACUACUGACCUAUUACUAAAUUACGUAUUCUCUUUUCAAAAUUACAUAUUCAACUGGAUUAAACAUAAUCCACAUAAAAAAUAAUGCUUGCCCUACACAUUACACAUUACAGAAUAGUAAUUUCAAUUUCUUUAUUUCAAGUAAUGUAAAGUUUUGUUUUAUGUGUUAAAUUUAAUAGUAUUUAUUUAUUAUUUUGAAAAAUGCUUUUUUAGUGUAUUCAAUAAGUAUGUUUACUGAUUCCAUUGUAACUUAUACUUCAAUCCCGAAAAUGAGAAUCUAUAACUUAACCUAAUUGAUUGGAAUCGAUAAUCGAUAAGAAUCGAUGAUCGCAACAAGACUCGAUAAUCGGUAUCGAAUCGAAAAUUUUGAAAAUUUCCCA